UGGAUCACAUUAGUAUUCCUGUCCUAUGAAUGUGCUGUGUUGCUAACCACGUCAGCCUGCCAGAUUCCCUGCGUCUCCUGUUUCCACCAAGGUUAGAUAUAUUCUCAAAAAAAGACCUUGGAGACGAGAUCGGGACUAUUCAGUAUAGUUGUAUUAUGUUUGGCCGUGCGCUUCACAUUUUACGUCGAAGGAAAUUGAAUUAACGCACCAAGGGUCCUUAAAUUGGUAAGAUUUCUAGCCUCCUGUUCUUCAUGGAAACUCGUAACUGUAAGAAAUGGUUACAUCUGACCAGCCUUGAAAGCGUUGAAGGAAAGGAACGGCAAUGUGUGUGGAUAUUUCAGCUGGAAUUAGGCUUCUGCUGAAGUGAAGGUGACUUGUCGAAGCGAUGCAGAAAGGAAUCGCAAGUGCUCACCCAGCACUCCUGCUAGUCAAAGGUUGCCCCCGAAAAGAGCUAUUUCCACAGUAGAGAUUUUGGAGCCAUUCGCUUGCUGCUUUAAACACGAAAGCAAACAAAAAAAUACACAUUUUUCAUAUCACUGUUGUGUAGGUUUGAUUAGUGGAUGUGUAUGCAUGAGUUCUGCACCGAAUGGGCGCAAAAACCGCCCCAGAUCUGCUGGAUCCAUUUUUCAAAUCAGCAAACCUCCCUACAGGGACCCGGAGCGCAGAGGAAGCGCAGAGAGCGCCCCAAAAAACCAGCGAGCACUGGAAGACUGCAGAAUGCUUGUCCAAGAGUUCAAUACCCUGGUGGCCCUGUACCGUGAACUGGUCAUUUCCAUUGGAGACGUCUCGGUUGAUUGUCCAUCUCUCCGUGCUGAAAUGCAUAAGACGCGAUCCAGAGGCUGCGAGAUGGCCCAUACCGCACAUCAAAAUCUAUCAGUUAUUUCGGGCCCAGAAGAUGACGAAAUCCACCCUGAAAUCUGCAGACUUUACAUACAGUUACAGUGCUGUCUAGAAAUGUACAUAACAGAAAUGCUGAAAUCUGCAUGUCUUUUAGGAUCUCUUCAACUUCAUCGAAAAGAAAAGGAAUCUUGUACAGUUCCCAAGCUUUUAGACUGUAAAGUGGAGGAGAGCUCUGAGAUCCCAAUAUUAGAAGACACUUCAUCCUCACCUGUAGAUUUCCAUCAGUAUUCCUGGCAGGUUUCCACUGAUAUUGAAAACACAGAAAGAGACAUGCGGGAAAUGAAAAACCUUCUAAGUAAACUCAGGGAGACUAUGCCUUUGCCAUUAAAAAAUCAAGAUGACAGUAGCCUCCUGAACCUGACUCCAUACCCCCUGGUAAGAAGGAGGAAAAGGCGAUUCUUUGGACUGUGUUGUCUUGUGUCGAGCUAGGAAACUAAACUCCAAAACAAACUGCAAAACAGCUACUAGGAUCUAUUUAGCCCAGCCAAUAUAUAAAUAUAUAUUCCUUCAACUGAUUACUGCCAUUUCUAAUCUUUCUUUUCUGUUGUGAAGGCUGCCCAUUUUCUAAUUUUAUUUUGUAAAAAAAAAUAUUGUUAAAAAAAUAAGAAGUUCAUAUUGAAACGAUAGUUAUAUAUAUUUAAUCGAAUUUUGAUUAAGAUGCUUUAUAAAAAGGUUUUUUUUUUCCAUUUUUUGUAAUUGGAGUGAUGUUAUUGCAUGUACAAAUGUGGAGUUUUCUUUUCCUCAGUCAUUCCAGAAGUAGUUGCAUUGCUGCUAAAGCAGAUUAAUACCUUAUAUAAUGUUAGGUCAGACCAAUAAAACUGAUGUAUGCUUCACAUUCAUCCCAGUCACACACAUUGAAAAAAAAAGGCUUCAAAAAGAUUAAACAGUUAACUAAU
Acipenser ruthenus (sterlet) is the source of this 1796-nucleotide messenger RNA. RefSeq names its product regulator of G-protein signaling 7-binding protein-like. The coding region runs from base 571 to 1329 and encodes 252 amino acids. Gene Ontology annotation, cellular component: neuron projection; nucleus; postsynapse. Gene Ontology annotation, biological process: G protein-coupled receptor signaling pathway. The record is from RefSeq and is a predicted model, not a curated record. Lineage: Eukaryota; Metazoa; Chordata; Actinopteri; Acipenseriformes; Acipenseridae. The transcript is spliced from 6 exons.